AUGCCGCGGCGUCGCGAGUUUAUUGAUGCGCAUUGGUUCUACAGCAGCGAUGAAGAUUCUGAAAGGUAUAUCGAAAAUGUUGAUAAUGAUAAAUGAUCGUAGAAGCACGGAAUCAGCCGACGGAAAUUUUGAGCCGCCACAUGAACCAGAAUCAACGGAAGAUUACCGCGGGCCGAGCAAUUCCUCUGAUGGAGGCGACGAAGGUGAGAAAAAAAAAAUUGAAGAAGUAACGCCAUUGUUUGAUAAUAAUUAGAUUAAAGAUAAUUAGAUUUUUCUUAUUAUUUCAGUGAACAACUGCGAGGAAGAACUCAGCAUUUCGGAUAACGAAGACGCUUUUUUUGCUGCCGCAUAUUCUACAGAGAAGCGAGUCACCCAAAGUGGUGAGUGUCUGCAUCGACUAAAACUAGCGUUCAUUAAAGGUGAAAAAAAAAUGAAAGAAUCCCAGUACCAACGGAGCGCGCCACGUAAACUCCACUGCGUUUCACAAUUCAAUCUUCCAAUUUCAGUUGAGCUUGUCACAGUACGCUUUGGUCAUAGCUCCCCUAAGGUCGGCAAACGUCACACAUCCGGUAAAAAUGGUUUCUUAUUUUUUGUUCAACUACAUUCUCUUGCAGGAAAACUAACUGCGAAACUCCCUGCAAAUAUGGCUGCUUCCUCACCGAAAAGCGGAAGUUCCGCAGCUGCUGACGAGAGCGACGAAGAAGUACCGGAAACACCUCCGCACGAUGGGGACUCCCAAGGAGACGACGUUGUUGUCGAUGUCGAAGAGUGA
Caenorhabditis auriculariae is the source of this 772-nucleotide messenger RNA. The record is from the annotation of a GenBank genome assembly. NCBI's taxonomy places the organism in Eukaryota, Metazoa, Nematoda, Chromadorea, Rhabditida, Rhabditidae.